Molecule: messenger RNA, 9512 nt
Organism: Myripristis murdjan (pinecone soldierfish)
Lineage: Eukaryota; Metazoa; Chordata; Actinopteri; Holocentriformes; Holocentridae
Gene: rnf123
Product: ring finger protein 123
Exons: 41
Coding region: 185-4207 (1340 amino acids)
Cellular component (GO): cytoplasm
Molecular function (GO): protein binding; ubiquitin-protein transferase activity
Source: RefSeq, a predicted model, not a curated record
CCCGUUUGACAAGAGGAGGACUGUUGAGGCAGAAAUUAGCCUGUUACACGGCAACAGUUUGUUUAAUAUAUCGUGUGUACUCAGUCCUUAUAAACAAAUUACUGAGGAGAUUGUAACCGGAGGAGAGAGUCGUUUAAAAAGAAGGAACCGCAGUGUAUGGGUCAGUUGACUCCAACCAGGCACCAUGAGCUCUAAGGGGGGUGGCACUGCUCUGACCCGAAGGAAUUACAGGCUGGCUUCAGACACAGACAAACCUAAAGCCACAGGUAUCGUGAAUGAGAAGUUGCUAAGUGAUUACCUACACCAUGUGUUCCCUUCCACCAAGCAGGGACCUGCGCUGGCUUCCCUCAGGAAACCUCUUGGCUUCCAAGAACUUGGGGCUCACUUGGAAAGACUGCUGUCCGAGGGAGAACCUACUGAGGACACCAGAGAUCAACUCAUUGAAGGUCGUUUGGGCCCUCAGACAGUGGUUCUGGAUCACACUAGUGGCUUUGAAGGACUUCUCUUUGUAGAUGACGACCUGCUAGGGGUCAUCGGCCACAGCAACUUCAGCUCCAUCAGAGCCACUACAUGUGUAUAUAAAGGGAAAUGGGCAUAUGAGGUGCUAAUCUCCUCCCAGGGGCUGAUGCAGAUAGGGUGGUGCACCCUCAACUGUCGCUUCAACCAGGAGGAGGGUGUGGGCGACACUCCGGACUCGUAUGCCUAUGAUGGGAACAGAGUGCGAAAGUGGAAUGUGACUACCACUAACUAUGGAAAGUCAUGGGCAGCUGGAGAUAUUGUCAGCUGUCUGAUAGACCUGGAUGAGGGAACCAUAACUUUCUGCUUGAAUGGCCAGUCUCUGGGCACAGCCUUCACUAACAUUAAGAUGGGUCCAGGCAUAGCCUACUUCCCUGCCAUCAGCCUCUCCUUCAAGGAGUCAGUGGCCUUCAACUUCGGGAGCAGACCUCUCAGAUACCCUGUGGAAGGCUACCUGCCCCUCCAGAACCCCCCCACUGCUGACCUGUUGAAAGCGCAAAAACUACUGGGCUACAUCAAGACUGUUCUCUCCACCAGCAUAGAUACACAGGAGGAGAGGUUGGUAGAGAAGGACUGUGCCUCUUGGAGGCUGCAUGGAGAACCCACUGUCCUGAUCACUCUGGCCCAUAUCUUCAACCACUUCGCUCCCCUUAUGUGUAAAGUGUACCUGGUGGAGGAUGUGCUGAUGAGCUUCCUAUUGGGAAUUCUGGAAGGAGGAGGUUCAGUGGAUGAACACCCUCUCAUACAGCAGCUACUGGACCUCUUCUGGCUGCUAAUGGAGGACUAUGAGGUGAACGAGUGCCUGAAGCAGCUGAUGAUGUCAUUGCUGAGGGCCUACCGCUUCUCCCCCAUCAUCCCUGACCUGGGCUUCCAGAUCCACUAUCUGCGUCUGACCACAGCCAUCCUGCGCCAUGAGAAGUCCAGGAAAUACCUGCUUAGCAACGUCUUAUUUGAUGUUCUGCGUUCAGUGGUGUUCUUCUACAUAAAGACCCCUCUGAGAGUGAAGGAGGCAGGGCUGGAGGAGCUCAUCCCCACGACCUGGUGGCCUACACGCUUUGACAAAGAGGGGAAAGAUGAGCGGGAUCCUAAAGAUGAGACUGCAGAUGAGCGAUUGAGACGUCGGGCCUAUGAGAGAGGCUGCCAGAGACUCAAGAAGAGGAUUGAAGUGGUGGAAGAAUUGCAAGUUCAGAUCUUGAGAUUGCUGCUCAAUAACAAAGACAAGGGGACGGGUGAAGCCUCUCGCUACAUCUUCCUAAAUAAGUUCAGGAAGUUUCUCCAGGAGAACGCCAGCAACAGAGGGCACCCGACCGCAUUGUGCCCCCCAGAGUACAUGGUGUGUUUCCUCCACCGUCUCAUAACAGCUGUGAGGACUUACUGGGACGACGGCAAAAGGAAGAGCCCGGGCAGCGUAAACAGUGAAGAAGCCUAUGUCCCUCCUCAGCUCUUCUACAAUGGCAAGGUGGACUACUUUGACCUGCAGAGGCUUGGAGGCCUCCUCUCCCACUUAAAGAAAACACUAAAAGAUGACCUUGCCAGUAAAGCCAACAUCAUCAUUGACCCUGCAGAGAUCCAGGCCACAUCUAUGGAUGACUUGGAUGAGGAUGAAGAGAGCGGAGCAGCACAGAGACCAUUUGGUGCAGCAGCUAUGGGUGGAGCUCUGGCCCGGCCCAGCUGGCUUAGUUCUCCUACUCUUGGCCGUGCUAACCGGUUCCUCAGCACGGCUGCCGUCAGUCUCAUGACUCCCAGAAGACCGUUGGCGCCGCCUGAAAAAGUUAAAGUUCGCACCCUCGCUGUGGAGCAGAGGACUGAGGAGGACAUUGAAGGAAGCCAUGGCAACGAUGGCCUGUUGCUUGGGCGACCAUUGGAAGAGCCAGAUCAGCCAAUUGCAGAGAAGUCUCUUUUGGAGAUCGUUGAUGGGAUUGUGAUGAUGUAUAACCUGAGCGUGCAUCAGCAGCUGGGCAAGAUGGUGGUGGUGUCAGAUGAUGUUCAUGAAUAUGCUGUGGCACUGAAGGACACAGAGGAGAAGAUAGCACGAUGCCCUGCAAGAAGGCCAGACAUUCUGGAGGAGCUUCAGAAAAGCCAGAAGGUUUUUGCUGAGAAGCUCAACCACCUCAGUAGGAGACUGGCCUGGAUCAACGCCACCAUCUACUCCAAGGAGAAGAUGUUGGAUGUGUACUGGCUGCUUCGUGUGUGUAUCAGGACGAUUGAACAUGCUGACAACACAGGCUCCUUGUUUGCCUUUGCUCCAGAGUUCUACCUCAAUGUAGCCAUGAAUGCAUACAGCGCACUCAAGAACUAUUUUAGCCCUGCAAACAGCAUGGAAGAACUACCAGGCUACGAAGAAACCCUGACUCAACUAGCUGCUAUCCUUGCCAAGCACUUUGCAGACCCACGCAUUGUUGGGACAGAUAUUAAAGACUCGCUGAUGCAGGCACUGGCCAGUUACGUCUGCUACCCACAAUCCCUCAGGGCAGUGGAGAGGAUUCCGGAGGAACAACGUGUUGCCAUGAUGAGGAAUCUAUUGGCUCCUUAUGAACAAAGACCCUGGGCUCAGACCAACUGGAUAUUGGUCAGACUCUGGAGGGGCUGUGGCUUUGGCUACAGAUAUACCCGUCUGCCUCACCUGCUGAAGACCAAACCUGAGGAUGCCAACCUGCCUAGUCUACAGAGGGAUUUGUCAAUUGCUAGUUUCCAAAAACCCUGUCCAUCAUUGCUGCUGCAGAGACACAUGGCAGAACUGCUGAGUAUGGACAAAGACAUGGCUGCCUCCUUCCUCAACAGUGUCCUCAACCAGCUCAACUGGGCCUUCUCUGAGUUCAUUGGCAUGAUCCAAGAGAUCCAACAGGCUGCAGAGCGUCCCGAGAGAAACUUUGUGGACACACGUCAGCUAAAGGUGUGCGCAACGUGUUUCGACCUGUCAGUCAGCCUGCUCCGUGUGCUGGAGAUGACGGUCACUCUAGUACCAGAGAUCUUUCUGGACUGGUCCCGCCCCUCUGCAGAGUUGCUCCUCAGACGACUGGCUCAGCUGUUGAACCAGGUGUUAAAUCGAGUGACAGCUGAGAGGAAUCUGUUUGAUCGUGUUGUCAACCUGCGACUUCCAGGUCUGGAAAGCGUUGACCACUACCCCAUCCUUGUUGCUGUCACGGGCAUCCUGGUUCGAAUUCUUGUGGAUGGAGAGAGACAGGGGAUAUCUCGAGCUGCAUCAGUCCUGCUCUCAGACCCCUGUUUCCAGCUUCACUCAAUCCAGCACCUCUUAGGAGAGGGAGGAGAGGCCUCUGGGUCUACAUCAGUGGCAACCUCCACCAUACCUCCAGUUGUAGGACCCUUGGGACCUACCGUGGCUGCCUCCAUCCCCUCAGCACCUGGCACCAUGGCCCCUGCAGACCGCAAACACUUUUCUCUGCAUGCCUACACAGACUACAUCAGUGAGGAAGAAGAACGAAAGGUUGAGCGGAUGUUGGCUUUCCUCACAGAAGAAUCCAAGCAGGCCGCUGCCAGCACAGCUCCGACCAGCGAGGAAGACCUCUGCCCCAUCUGCUACGCACACUCCAUCUCUGCCAUCUUCAAGCCCUGCUCCCACAAGUCCUGCAAAGCCUGCAUCAACCAGCACCUGAUGAACAACAAGGACUGUUUCUUUUGCAAGGCCACCAUCACCGGGGUCGAGGACUACAGCAAGCCGGCUGGCUCCUAACACACUGCUACGGGACACACAUACACAUGCGCACACACACACACAUGAGCAAAUUUCACUUAUAUAACAUGCAUCCACCUCAGAACUCUCAUGCACAAGACUGGCAUGUACAGGCGCAUACUAGGACAUACAUUGACACCCACAUAUAGUGAGUGAGUCAUGAAGACCAUAAAGGAAACAUAAUAAAGGAAGGCCUGUGCCUGUGUAAAGAGCUGGUAUUUGCAAACACACACACACACACAUUAUCUCACAAACCCAUCCCAAGCUCAAAGCCCAUCCCAAAAACAUAUCGGUUGACCCAAAGAAUUGAGAGGUUGUUAGUGUGUGGGCACGCAUUUUCUCCGAUGCUCAGAUUCUCUAUCACCAACACACCCUCAUCCCCAGGACUUCCUCUCCUCUCCGCCUCUCACUGAAGAGAGGGGUGAACCAGUGGAAGAAGGAAAUCAAGGAACGAAUCAGAGAAUUUCCAGCAUCAUGAAAGUGUUUUUGGCUGCUGUCAUGUUACCAUCUCAACGUAUGGCUUGUGAUUACAGCUAAGCACAUCAGGAUGGACUGUGGGGCUCACGCAAAGUGGAAGAAAUUGAUGCCAUGCAUAGGAGAUGUGGCAGAAUUGUUCAUAUUCUGGUUGUUUUCUUAGAGGUCCAUAUAAAUAAUAAGUUUCCGCAGCCACAUAUCACACAUAAAAGAUGCAGAGGUGGUUUGAGUGUGUGGGAACUUCCUGUCAUAUCUUAAAAAGUAAUUGUGUGAGAAACAGUAAAAUAUUUCUAUGAAUGUGUGUGUAUGUGCAAGACUAUAAUCAUGUAUUUGAGUGUGUUAAGGUAAAACGCAGAAUGUGGCUCAGAAAAGGAAAAGUUUUGACGUAUAAUGCUAGAACUUUGAGAGGGUAUAUCAUGACUUGUGUGCUUAGAGGGAACCAGACAUGAACAAAAUUGAGUAAAAGUGUUUUUUUUUUUUUUUUUAAUGGACCUCAACAUAUUGAAACUGAGGUCAAACAGUUGCCCGCCGCACACUGAAGCUAUUCACACCAGGUUUCUCAGUCUUUGCUUACCUUUUUAAAUAUUAAUCUGACUUGCUAAAAAAUACAUUGGUGCCAAGGUCCAGUCAUUUGAUGACUGUCAGAGGCUUGAAUCAAUGCUAAGAGCAGGUAAACACACAGCUACCCAAACUACUUCAAGUGUCUGAGAGCAAUUUUGAGAUAUAUCUUUGUUUCUACUGUGAAUGUGUGUAACAUAAUAUGAUAAUGUAUCUCCUGUUAGCCAUGGCAUGUCCCCAUUAUUUCUUCUUUUUUUUUUUUUUUUCUUUUCCAGAGUCAUAUAUAGCCUGAGGAUCCAAAAUCAUGUACAGGUCCAACAUAACCAAAGACUUCAUCACUGGUUUUCUGUCAUACAUCUGAAAAGUUUCAGUUAGUCUGUGAGAGGGUUAACAUGCCACUGAAUCAGGAUUGGGGUAAUUUAAUUUAAUUCUUAGUUUUAUUUAACUACUAGACUUGUUCCCAGUACCUUAUUUUAUUGUAUUUUAUUUUAUUUCAUUUAACUGCUAGACUUUUCCACAGUCUUUAUUUUAUUUUAUUUUAUUUUAUUUUAUUUUAUUUUAUUUUAUUUUAUUUUAUUUUAACUUCCAGAUGAGUUCCCAGACUCUUAUUUUAUUUUAUUUUAUUUUAUUUUAUUUAACUAUCAGACUACCUGUGUAUUGAGUGGUUUAUAAGGGCAGGCACACUGAAUAUUAUACAUUGUUAGAAGUUAGUUGUACCAAGUAGAGGGAGACACACACACACACACACACACAUCACACACACACACGCAUCACACAUACCUUGGUGGGUACACUGGAGUGUUAAACUUCAUGUUGGAGACAGAUGACAUGAGACAGGGAACUCAGUGUCCUCUGUAGAGCAGCCCAGUUAAACACACACACGCUCACUCUCUCUCUCUCUCUCUCUCUCUCUCUCUCUCUCUCUCUCUCUCUCUCUCUCUCUCACACACACACACACACACACAUACACACACAGAUGUACACACAUACACACAGUCCCAUAAGUCUCAACAGAAAAUAGAGAAUUCGAUGAGAGGACAGCAGCGUCCUUGAGUGUGAUAUGUAGUUGUCUGAUUAGCACAACACUUCACCUCUGCCUGUCACUGCAGUUACACAACACAAACACACACACACACACACACACACAAACACACACACACAAGCAGAUGGCAUGCAAGUUCACAAAGCCCAUACGUCACCUUUACUUCUUUGGACACCGCUCUCACAUACAGGCAGGGAACAGUGAAACAAAAUAAACAUAAAUCAAAAGCCCAUACCUCGCCUCUACCUAUGCAUACACAUCCACUUACUCACACCUACACACCAAUGUACUGUAUACAUGGACUCUACUGUAUAGAGACACUGUUUCUACCAGGGAGGAGGUCUACAGCCAUUACACCUACAGCUCAAAAACAGGAUUUUCACCUUUUUCAAUACUUAGGUGUGCUCAGUCAUGAAUUUCACUCCUCUAAUAGUCUUUGAAUUGCCGUGCAGUACACACACACACGUUCAUACUUCAUGUCAGCAGUCACACACAUUCAGACAUACACCCCUCCCCUUUGCAAAAUGUCCAUUGUAAUCAGUGGGUCACAUUUGGGCCACCAUGUUUUUUGGACUUCAGACACUUAUUCCUGUUUCAAGUUUUGUAACCCCGUCAUCCCUGCCCACGUCUACGGGGCAAACUGAGUUCAUCUUCUGGUGCUGGAGUUUGUUAUACUAAAAUGAUGUGUGUGUUGUUACAGCAGAACUGACCGGGCGAUUGAACUGGUGUACUUACCAUGAGGCAAUGCAAGUUUUUUGUUUUGUUUUGUUUUGUGUUGUUUUAUUUUGGGUGGGUGGGGGUGAGGGGGUAAUAAUGCAUUGCUGAAAUUCACAACAUUUCCCUUUUUUGAGGGGUAUUAAUGACAACACCUGUCUCAUAAAUAUGUUGUAAGGCACUGAAACAUUGAGAUUGUCCUCUGGCAAAAACAACCCCACAGGUCGUUUGUACAGCAGCCCAUUACGACCUGUACUUAUGAUUUAAAGAUAAGCGGCAUCUAGCGGUCCUGUGAAUAAUGACACUGUGGUGUAUUUAGCGAAGUCCACGACUAACCAGCAUGCCUUUCACUCAGCCGAGCUGAGUUCAAAUCCAAGCGACGUCAGUGUUUUGUCACCUUAAGCCUGGCCCUUUCCUAACCUUGACCGUGUAUUUUUAGUGGCUAGUGGGAAGCAAACAGUCCUUUGGGUCGUAUUAGAGACACUUCUGUUGGAACAAAUGACCUAUGCGGAGGUAUGGGUUAGAGAUCUUGUUGAAAUAUUGGUGCAGAAGUAGGGCAGGAACUCUUGCUGUUGUGGAAUAUAGAAAAGAUAGAAAAGAAAAUUGGCUGAGAUUAAUUGAAUUCCUUUCCAGAUCCAGUACAUGAGGCAGACUAGACCUGCCUCUCUUUGGGUCAGUUGAAUCCCGUUGUUCGUCAUGUCUGUGUGUGUAAGGGUAUUUAGAGGAGACGCAGUAGGAACUGAGUAUAAGCUGCAGUGUUGUACACACUUAAGUGAAGAUUCACUCUCUAAGAGAAAUCAUGUGGCUUUCCUGUGAUCUGGCUGUUUAAAUGUUGCCAGCCCUGGAAUUUAAAACUUUUUUUCCCCUCACUGUUGCUCUGGAUGAGAGUAUCAAAGAAAUGCAUGUAUUGCAUUAUGGAGAAUGUACAGUUCUAUCAAUAUUGGUGAUGACUCACUCCUUAAGCUAGAGUGAACAAGGCUUUAAUGAACUGGGAGACUGGCUUUGCAGACCUGUAAAAUGGGAAUUUCUGCAUCCCUUUUAGCUUUUGUAUUGGAUUGCAAACAGGCUUGAGCCAGAAGACGUGGCCACAUCCCCAUCCCACCUGACUGGCAUGUUAACACAGAAUUCAAAAGGUUACUUCCCAGUUAAUUUUCAGAUUGAAUGGCUCCAAGAGCUGCCCCAUAAUGGCAAAGCUCAAAUUCACCAGAGUGCUGAAGGGUCUUGAGGGUAGACCGAGCUGCCCUGGGUAAUAGGAAAAACAUUUGGAUUCUUCUUCUGUGGAUAUCCCCUUGAAAGGCGCUUGAUUGUUGUGAUUGUUGUGCAGUGUGAGGACUCGGUAAUGUCAUUGCAGUGGCUUGGAGUGCCAACUAGAAUUCAUGUUUGACUCUGUCUGACAGUGUAGGCAAGAAAACCUCCAAAAUGCUGUACAUCUAUUUUAGAAAAUGCUCAUUACGUGAUAUUUAUUAUUCAGCGUCCCUAAAAUGUGGAGGUCAAGUGUUUGGAGUGUUAUUAUUUUGUCAACCGAGAACACAGUUACGUUCUGUAACAAUCUACUGUCCUUUACAAAGGGCCAUAAUUAUUAUAAUUUUGGUGCUGUAAAUGUUUUUAAAUGAUGGAUAUCUCAUUUUGGAACAAAACCUUUUUUUGAGUUUCAUUUAUGAGCGUAAUAACCGCACUGGGGCUAUGUUUCACUCGUAUGAAACAUUUCUUAAGCUGUGUGUGUUGAUUUCUGUGGUUUCACAAAAUUAUAACUGCAGUUUGGAUGCUUUUCAUAUCUAUUCCUGAACUGAAGGUCGAGGCGGUUCUUGGUAAGGUGUGACAUUUUCAAAGAAAAAUGCACGGCCAGCCAAAAUCCCUUAAGAAUCCUCACUUUGAAGAUCCAGCUGCAAGCGCAGGAUAGUAUUUCUGGUUAUCUGGGGAACGCAGCAGUACACUGACAAAUGAAUGACACACCAUUUACUGAAAAAUCUUACCGAGUCAGACGAUGAAUAGCGAUUUAUAUUUAGAGAUAUUGAUAAAGGUUGGAAUAUAAGGGCUGUGUGGCUGACUAUGGGAAUGUUAUGGGAACAUGUUCUUUUACAUGUUUUGGGGUCUUCACUGUGGUCUGCGUGGUGUGUGUGCCUGUGAGCCUGUGUGUGUGUGUGUGUGUGUGUGUGUGUGUGUGUGUGUGUGUGUCCAUGUGCGCUGUGUUUGCAUACCUCCCUUUGUGUGGGAGUUAACAACAUGAACUGAUGGUGAUACUUAUACAAUGCACAUAUUGAGUGAAAACAAGGGUUUACCAUGCGGGUUUGCAGAACGCUCCUGUUAGUCAAGGGAUCUUUUAGGCUGCACAAAGCAAUAUCACACAGACUGUUGACUUUUUCUGUUGCUGUUUACCUGUUUAUCUGUCGUUUGGGGAUCGGGACAGGAGCGCUGAUGUAGGGGCAGGCAGGAUUAUUGCUUUCUUUUUCUCCUUUGUGAGUGAGAGUGCACAUAUAUUGACAGUGUAACUGCAUUAAAUUAUUUAUCCAAAACUGA